Messenger RNA from Leguminivora glycinivorella, 1049 nucleotides. Its product is annotated as lysoplasmalogenase-like protein TMEM86A. The record is from RefSeq and is a predicted model, not a curated record. The transcript has 3 exons. Gene Ontology annotation, cellular component: membrane. NCBI's taxonomy places the organism in Eukaryota, Metazoa, Arthropoda, Insecta, Lepidoptera, Tortricidae. Bases 214 to 927 code for a protein of 237 amino acids.
UAUACCCAAUGUGGGAGGAUAAUCGUUGUUGUCUUACGUUCGCGCACCCGCCGAGGGUCUGUCAACGGAAGAAUCAAUCAAAACAAACAUUGUUAUUUUUAGUGUCGGCGCUUCGCGGGGAGGCGCUAUUCGCUAGCCAGCGGACGGCGCGCCACGACGCCGACAGUGCGCAGUUCCGCGACUUUUCUAACCGAGUUAGUCGAGACACAAGCCAUGUUUUCGCCCUCCGACUUGGUAAAGCGCGUCGGCGUUGGUGGCGGGCUUGUGCCCUUCUUCAAGUGUGUCUGCGUGUACUUCCUGGCCGCCAGCGGAGCGCCCAGCCCCGGCGCCGCGGCCGCCAAGUGCGCCCCUGUCUUGUGCCUACUUGCUGCAGUACUGUUGUUGCAGCCCCGGGCUCCGCAGGCAGCUGAUCCUCACCCUGAAAAUGACAAAGAAAGACGCCGCUACGCGCGUCGCAUCGCCAUCGGCCUGGCUUUGUCAGCUCUCGGCGACGCCCUACUCGUGUGGGAGCAACACUUCGCCGCCGGCAUGGCUGCCUUCGCUCUAGCCCACGUCGCCUAUAUGUGCGCCUUCCGCACCCGAAACUCAAAAAAACGAGCUGGUAUUUUGCUAUACACCGGUGCGGCAGCGUACUGUGCUAUAGUCACUCCACCGCCGGCGUUAGCUAUCGCUGUACCACUCUACGCAGUGUUGUUAGUAAGUAUGGCUUGGAGGGCGUUGCGUACGCUUCCAGAAAAAACUUGUACGCGGUCAUACGCAGCUCCUAUAGGUGCGUUACUCUUCGUUCUCUCUGACGCACUGCUAGGAUACUCUUUAUUCCGUGGUCCGCUACCGUACAGAAGGGUGUUGGUGAUGUCGACGUAUUAUUUAGGACAGCUAGGUUUGGCUCUAAGUGCACUCUUGCCGCCUCCCUUGCCCGCACAAUAAAUUCUUCCUCUUAUGUUGUGGAAUGUUGGGCGUAUCUGUAGCUUGGUUAUAUUUAGUGGACAAAAGUAAUGUACAACCUUCUUAUUAUGUUUUAACGACCGGUCUGGCCUAGUCGGUAGUGA